CUGUAUGUUGCAAACUUGCGAGACGUGUUUGUAACACCGCAUCCGGAUACAAGCAUCGACUGGACCUGUGUGAGUGUCCGGAGAAUGAACCGGGAACCGGAUCCUGGCGGCGAUCACUGCAGGAGACGGAGCAAUUAGACUUUGGACAUCCUUGAAAGAGGAGCGGUGAAACUGAUUAGUUAUUAACAUGGGCUGGAAUGACUGAGUCUGUCACUAUCGCCCCUCCCUCCUCUCUCUCUUCCCUUCCCUUCCUCCUGUCUCCCCCUCCUCUCUCUGUCUCUCUGAAAUAAGAUAAGUUGUUCAGCAGCUUCCAGCUACAAGUUGUUUUGUUUUUUUAAAGUUCCCUACUUCCCUGUUUGACAGUCAUGUUGAGACGCCAAGGGAAGCGGCUAGGUUUCUGUCUGAGCGAGAAAAAAAGGAAGAAAUUAAAUGUUCUGGUCUUCGUGGAGCUGUGCAGAAAGAAGGGAAUUGAAGUUGUCCAGAUUGACUUGACCAAGUCCAUCGAGGAUCAGGGUCCGUUUGACAUGAUCAUCCACAAACUCUCUGGUCUGAUGGUGGAGGCUGAUCGGGACGAUUUGCGAUCUCAGCAACUCCUCCAAAAGUUUCAGGAUUAUGUCGAUUCCCAUCCUCGGACAAUCCUGCUGGAUCCUCUGCCUGCCAUGCACCGGCUCUCUGACCGCUUUCAAUCCUACAAGCUCAUUCAGCAGCUGCAGAGCCUGGACCAAGACCAACACUUCUGCAACCCUCCCUAUCUGGAGCUGUCCAAGGGAAGUCCAAGCGAGAUCCUGCAUCUGAUCCGACAACAGAAGUUCUCCUUUCCAUUUAUUUGCAAAACGAGGAUUGCCCAGGGUUCGAGUUCCCACAAUAUGGCCCUUAUCUUCAGUGAAGAUGGCUUGCGGGACAUCAGUCUUCCCUGUGUGAUACAGAGUUUCAUCAAUCACAACGCUGUCCUCUACAAGGUCUUUGUGGUCGGGCAUUCACACUUUGUGGUUAAGAGGCCAUCUCUGAAGAACUUUUCAAUUGGAAAAUCAGAUCGGCAAACUAUAUUUUUUAAUAGCCACGAGGUUUCGAAGCCGGAAUCCUGCUCUCACCUGACGGAGAGGGAUGAAUGGGGGGAGCAGUCUAGCGGCCCGUCAGAUGGGAUCAUUCAGUCCAUCAGCCGAUGUCUGCAGGUGUCGCUUGGGUUGUCCCUAUUUGGCGUAGAUGUCAUCAUCAACAGCAAGACUGGGAAGCUGGCCAUCAUUGACAUCAACGCCUUCCCAGGAUACGAGGAUGUUCCCGAAUUUUUCGAGGCCCUGUUGGACCACGUUGAGACGCUGCUGCGGGAACAGGAUGGAGAAGGGAACAGCGACGCUGGGAAUUCCGGAGACGGGCAGCAGGUUCCUCGUCUCCGAUGCCAGAUACCCCUGGACACCCCACGGAGGGACUUGGCCCCCAGGAGUCGGGCAAGGGAGACCUGGGUGGCAGAAGGCGGCACGGUGGCGCAGCGGUAGAGUCGCUGCCUCCCACAGGCCCUGGUUCGAUCCUGACUACGGGCGCUGUCUGUACGGAGUUUGCACGUUCUCCCCGUGACUUUUCUCCAGUUUCCUCCCACACUCCAACGACGCACAGGUUUGCAGGUUAAUUGUUUUGUGGUGAAAUUGUAAAAAUUCUCUCUGAUGUAUAGGAUAGCAUUAAUAUAUGUGGUCGGCACGGACUCGGUGGGCCGAAGGGCCUGUUUCCACGCUGUAUGUCUAAAGUUUAAAGUCUAUAAAGUUUGAAGAAGUUUUUGUGUGCUCAACAUAUUACUGUAGAUACAUGUCUUUUUUCAAUAAGAAUAUUUUUUUGUUUUCCGGGCAUUGGGAAGUUUGGAGUGGGACUUUUCACUUGAAGGACUUCAUUCUGAUCAUAGCAACAAGUUCAGUUCAAUUACGUUACAAUUACAGCGAGUUACAGUGAAAAGCUUUUGUUGAGUGCAAAGAACUGCAGGUGCCAGUUAAAAAACGCAAAGUGCUGGAGUAACUCAGACAGCAUCUCCCACAACAUGUCUUUGGGACUUGUUGGCUGGGAGCGACUAAGUGUAUAUGAGAAAUUCGCAUUUCUAUAAGAGAAACAUAGAAAAUAGGUGCAGGAGGAGGCCAUUCGGCCCUUCGAGCCAGCACCACCAUUCAAUGUGAUCAUGGCUGAUCGUCCCCUAUCAAUAACCCGUGCCUGCCUUCUCCCCAUAUCCCUUGACUCCACUAGCCCCUAGAGCUCUAUCUAACUCUCUCUUAAAUCCAUCCAGUGACUUGGCCUCCACUGUGCCAGAGGGACUGUGGCAGGGAAUUCCAUAAAUGCUGGAGUGACUCAGUGGGUCAAGAGCAUUUGUGGAGAGCAAGAAUAGGCGGCGUUCUGGAUCUGGACCCUGCUUCAGACUGAAUUAUCAAUUUGGCGACCUGAAGCAUUGUUGACCCAUGAUCUCCGGAGAUGCUGCCUGAUCUGCUGAGUUACUCCAGCAUUCUGUUUCUUUUGUAAACCAGCAUCUGCAGUUCCUUGUUUCAUGAUUCAAGAGAGUUUAUUGUCAUGUGUCUCUGAUAGGACAAUGACAUUCUUGCUUUGUUUUAGCACAACAGAACAUAGUAAACAUGAAGGUUACACA
Molecule: messenger RNA, 2617 nt
Organism: Leucoraja erinaceus (little skate)
Lineage: Eukaryota; Metazoa; Chordata; Chondrichthyes; Rajiformes; Rajidae
Product: inositol-tetrakisphosphate 1-kinase-like
Exons: 10
Coding region: 366-1493 (375 amino acids)
Biological process (GO): inositol trisphosphate metabolic process
Cellular component (GO): cytoplasm
Molecular function (GO): magnesium ion binding; inositol-1,3,4-trisphosphate 5-kinase activity; ATP binding
Source: RefSeq, a predicted model, not a curated record